Molecule: messenger RNA, 425 nt
Organism: Paramecium octaurelia
Lineage: Eukaryota; Ciliophora; Oligohymenophorea; Peniculida; Parameciidae
Source: the annotation of a GenBank genome assembly
AUUUUUUGGCAAAGCAAAAUUCAUCAAUACUAACAUCUGAAUAUUUAUUAUGAGUAUCAUGUUACUCAUAUUGAUGAGAUCAAAAUUGGAGUACCUUAAAAACAAUAAAGACAUUAAUUUUAUCAAUUACUACAGAAUUUAUCACUUUGACCAUUAUCAAGAAUUAGACAAUAAAGUUAUAGUAAAUAACUAAUUUUUGAAAUCAUCAAAUCUCUUCUCUUUAGCAUUUUAUUUUAAACAAUAUUCUGCAUGGCUAGAUAUUGAGUGAAAGGAUUGAGUAGCCAUUCAUUAUUUGAAUUUUUCAUUUAAUUAAAUUUAGGGAUUUUGUAUCACAAUCAGAAUUAGUUAUAUAAUCUAAAUUAUUUCAAAUCGAUCGAGAAAAUUUUGUAAAGAAUUAUUUUAUACAAAGAAACCAUUAGAGCCAG